Messenger RNA from Lycium ferocissimum, 1137 nucleotides. RefSeq names its product threonine dehydratase 1 biosynthetic, chloroplastic-like. Gene Ontology annotation, molecular function: threonine deaminase activity. The transcript is spliced from 2 exons. The record is from RefSeq and is a predicted model, not a curated record. The coding region runs from base 413 to 988 and encodes 191 amino acids. Gene Ontology annotation, biological process: L-threonine catabolic process. Lineage: Eukaryota; Viridiplantae; Streptophyta; Magnoliopsida; Solanales; Solanaceae.
CAGACUCUUCAAAAUGUUGUUGCACCCGGUUCGCUAAAAAUCACUAAAUUUGGAGGAUCCGACUCGCUCCUCAUGGCAUGUUUGAAGAGUCAGAGCAACAUAGGCCAAGGGGAUUCAACAUUUAUCAUAUAUACAUAAAAAAAUAUGACCUCGUAUAUACGCUCUGCCCCUGGUUUUAUGGCUUCCCAUGUAUAGCUAUCCUAUUAAGUGUUUCUAAGCUAAUUAUCUUUCCUAAAACUAUGUUUUUUCGUUUUACCAAAUGAACAGUGGAAAUCAGUUAAGAGAUUGGGUGCUAAUGUUGUUCUCGUGGGGGACGCUACCAUAGGCCAAAAAGAGGGCUGUUGAGAAAGGCCAGACGUUCAUCCCUCCUUUUGAUCAUCCGGAUGUCAUAGCAGGGCAAGGCACUAUAGGUAUGGAGAUUAAUCGCCAACUCAAAGAUAAAAUUCACGCGAUAUUUGUGCCUGUUGAAGGAGGGGGUCUUAUAGCUGGUAUUGCUGCCUAUAUGAAAAGGGUUGCCCCUGAUAUAAAGAUUAUUGGAGUUGAGCCAUCUGAUGCAAAUGCAAUGGCAAUGUCAUUACAUUAUGGUCAGAGAGUCAUGCUGGACCAAGUUGGAAAAUUUGCAGUUGGUGUAGCUGUUAAAGUGGCUGGCGAAGAAACUUUCCGUCUUUGUAAGGAACUAAUAGACGGGGUGGUCCUAGUUAAUCGCGAUGCUAUAUGUGCAUCGAUAAAGGACAUGUUUGAAGAGAAACGGAGCAUAUUAGAGCCUGCUGGUGCACUUGCUCUAGCUGGAGCUGAAGCAUACUGCAAGUACUAUGGCCUCAAGGAUGAAAACGUAGUCGCAAUAAAUAGUGGAGCCAAUAUGAACUUUGACAGACUAAGAUUGAUAAGCGAACUUGCAGAUGUUGGCAGAAAGAAGGAAGCUGUGCUAGCUACUUUUAUGCCAGAAGAGCGGGGAAGCUUCAAAUGCUUCUGUGAACAGGUCACUUAGAACAUUUAAAAUAUGCAAUUUUGCUUACUACAUCUGUUAGUUUCUCUAACAAACUUGAAACAUUGACUUGGAUCACAGGUCGGACCAACAAUGAAGUUUACUGAAUUCAAGUAUAGAUAUAAUUCAAGCAAAGAAAAAGCUCUAAUGCU